Molecule: messenger RNA, 432 nt
Organism: Staurois parvus
Lineage: Eukaryota; Metazoa; Chordata; Amphibia; Anura; Ranidae
Source: the annotation of a GenBank genome assembly
GACAGUAAAAAGCUGCAUGGCAAAUACAAAGACAACAAUGCCAUAGAGUUCCUCUUUGACCUUUACAAAGAUAUUGCAGAAGAGGUAGCUCAAGAGAUGGUGGUGCUUAAUUUUGUCUGCGAAGGGGACUACAAAAUUGUGGCAAAGGCUAUUCGUGACCGUGUGUUGGCAAUAAAGAGGAAACGAGAAAAGCUGAGACGUGCCCAAGAGGAGUUGAAGAAGAAAGAGGAUGAGAAGCAGCAAAACAUCCUAAAGCUCCUUGAGCAGCUGAGAGAUCCUCAGAGCACCACUGCUUCUCCCACUCCUGAUGCCACUCCUGGAGCUACCUCCCUGCCAUCAAACUCUGACUCUGCAGAGUCUGUAAACAGUGGCACAUUUCUUCCUGAACCAGAGGAACCAGAAGCUGAUCAGCAUCGCCUGUUUAACUUCAGA